AUGGCAGCACUUCAAGGAUGUCAUUGUACUGCAUACUUUUUGACGAUUGGAUGGCUCGUGUACAGGAUAGGCGCAUUCAACGCUAUGUAUGUGGAGGAAAGAACGAGUGAAUAUAGUCGCCCUUCUUACACCUGGUUUGAUCCCCCAAAGCGACUCAAAAAGGUCACUGUUGAUCUUGCCAAGACCAUGUCCAUGCCCUUGGAGCUGACAGCAGCAAACGAUGCACGUCGAUUUCUAUUGCGGUGGAUCAAGAUGCAAAAGACUCAUGGACAUGCCUUGUUGAUCUCUCCUCAGAAGGCGGCGAUCGAGCCCUACUGCAAGGCCAACCCCAAUGUUGAAAUGACGACAAGCGAUAUCGUUGCCCUGUUGACGCUUGUACCACCCCAACUGCAUAACAACAGUGACCAGGACAGCAAUCCUAUGAUGCAAAGCAAUGAGCAAGAACUACUGGAAAAGGAAGCAAGACGUUAUCGUCGAUCCAUUCAGCUUACGCGUAGCAUUCGACGAUCUGAGCACAAUUUGACAUCUUUGACACGUGAGAAUGAGGACCGUAUCGUGCAACUCCAAAGCCGUGUCGAUGAUAUGAACUCUGAAGUGGCUCGUCAGAAGCAUGAAAUCCAAGAAUACAAGAAAAAGGAAAGCACAAGCCUACAGCAAAUUGAUGCGCUUGAGGCGCAUAUUGCAUCCAUUGAAAGCACUGAGACCAACCAGAAAAUGAUGUACCGAUCCAUGAAGAAAUUAUACAAUGAAAAGUGCCUGGAAGCACGAGAAUUACAUGAUAUGCUGCAUCAAAAAGCACGCGUAUUGGAAGAAACAGAGCGGCUAUGUCAAUCCAUCAACAAUGAAUUCCACCAUCUCAAGUAUGAAAAGAGCAAAUUAUUGGCUAUGCAAAGCACCCUCGAACGAGAACUUGCGACUUCUCGAUACACCCAUGUACAGCUAGAAGAACAACGCAAUGAAAAUCAGCGGCUUAAAGAGAUCAUCGGUGGACUCCAAUCCAAUCUACUGCAGGCAGAUCAAGAUAAUGACCAACAACUUUUACGAUACGAUGAUGGGUUGGAUUACGCGAUGAAUGAUAAUACUAGUGGUGGAGCUAUGGAGGAUAUAAGCCAAGUGAGACAAGAGUUAACGCAGCUCAAGUAUGCAUUGGAUCAAGAGAAUAUGUCACUUGCAGCAGAAUUGUUACGGUUUGAUGCGUUUGACAACCCCACAGAGACCUGCCGAGAUGUAUGUGAUGGCCAUAAAAUGCCCACGGCUAUUUCCUCAGCACACCAAGAGACAUUCAACAACAAGGACACAACAGCACUUACAAACACGGCAACCACUUUUGCUUUGUACACGCUAUUGGUUUACAUUUUCGGCAUUGUCACCUCUACGUUUCUUUUGGAGAACGCUGCCGGUUCAAGUAGUGGGUUGGAAGCAUUCAUGACAAUGGCAUCAUCAUCACAAGCAGUGCCAGGGUCUUCUUUUGCAACGAACAAGCUAUUAGAAGUAAUAUUGUAUUGGAUCGAGAAGAUUGUGUUCGAGAAACGGGUGAUGGCUAAUUAA
This is a messenger RNA of Lichtheimia ornata, 1548 nucleotides long. RefSeq lists its product as uncharacterized. The record is from RefSeq and is a predicted model, not a curated record. NCBI's taxonomy places the organism in Eukaryota, Fungi, Mucoromycota, Mucoromycetes, Mucorales, Lichtheimiaceae. The transcript has 7 exons. The coding region runs from base 1 to 1548 and encodes 515 amino acids.